AGUGAUGAAUACUACCUCACCACCUCCACCACCUCCACCAUCUCUAUUAACUUCUCUUUUUUCUUUAGUGAUUAAAGGCAAGCAAUGAACUAACCGUAACUGUCUUUUUCGUGAAUUCAUUGAUACAAUUUUUUUUUUUUAGAAACUGAAUGAACAAACACAAGCCAAAUCAACAUAGCUAAAACGGAAGUAAAUGGUCGAUGUGCUUUACGCUAGUUCACAUGCUAAGUAAGACACACGUUACCCGAUAACACUUUUUUUUUCCGCCUUAAAAGAAAACAUUUUACCUGCAUCUCCGUAGUGGACUCUUUGUGACCGUCUUUUUCCCUUUUCAUUCCCUUCUUCUUAAAUGCUGACUUCGGCGUAGUAUAAAAAGUAAAGCAGUGAAAUAUGUUUAUUUUUAAAUACAUUUUUUUUUCUGUCUCCGCAAUUCUGUUGAGCAUUGCACCACCCGACUUACUUGCGUAUCACUUACAUUUUCUGUUUUGUCGCCUGCGUUCGUAGGGAAUUUUGAUUCCUUCAUCCUUCUUUUCGUUUUCCUCCUGUAUGUACCGGACCGUCGCCGUUCAUCACGAAUCGAGACACCUAAAUAGCAGAAAAGAACGUGCAACAUCAAUUGGACAAGUCUUGUUAUCUGCUUGAUCUUUUCUCUUUUAUUUUCUUCAAACAUCUGUGCUUCUUCAAAGCUUUUUUGCUGCUUUUAACUAAAGAACCUGAAGCUGCUUGUUUGGAAAUAAAAUAAAAAACCCUAUAUACAGUUUAACAUACAACUGUUUUGCCUUCUCGACUGAGAAAAAAAAAAAUAGCCUUCUACUUUUACGAAGGUAAUGGGAAAACUGAGUCAAGUGGAGGCCACCUUUUCUCAACAAGGCAUGGUGAGGCUGGACAGCACCCAGCAGUAGCGCCUUCACCGUGAUACACUACUCUCCCUCUCUAAAAGUACUAGAGGUGUUUUCGUUUUUAAAUUAAACCUGGAACUGUUUCCUUUUUCUUUUUUCCUUUCUCCCUACGCAUCGCACCGAGAACGACUCUUGUCGAACUAGGUAGCAUUUCUGACGAGAAAAGAUGAGCUCGCGUAUGAAGGGAGACAAGGAGCUGCCCGGCAGCUUUGAAAUGGCGCAAGUUGACGCUCCAUCUGCCGCCGUUUCCGCUGCAUCAGCCACCGCAGCUAAACCUACUCCUGCGUACUCCUCUCUUCCAGCGUCUCCGUUUUUCGCGCGGCGGGAGGGGUUGUCGGCGGGUGGGACGAAGGUGGAAGGCGGCAGUGAACAGACCGAUGCGCUUCGAAUUCGUGUCUGGUAUCUCGACGACGUCUUGUCUCGUGCGGAGCCAAAGUUUGUGCCGGAUGUGGCCACGCUGAAGCAGAUGUUGCCGGAGAGAGAUCUGGCUGGCCCACUUGCUGGGUCGCCGACGGUGGCAGGCGAUCACUUCGCGGAGGUGCCCUACGGUCCAGCAGCAGCAGCGGCAGCAGCACGUGAGGGCGGACCGCAGUUGUCUGGCGCGGGCUCCAAGCCAAGGCUGGAUGCGCUGGGCUCCUUGAACGACCGCCAGUCCUUCCCCUCCAUCUCGCUCUCUCCGGCCUCUCCGACCCACCCCGGCGGACACCCGGCGUGGGUGAGUGUGCGUGCAGCGUCCCAGAGCGAGCUGACGGAGAUACUGAACUGGCUUCCGAUCCACGUUCUCACGCGGCGCCGCAUCUUGAACAUCUUAUGGGAGCACGGCCCGCAGGCAGGUGACCCGUCCGGCGUUGAGGGGCUUGUAGCAGGCGAGCAGGCAGGCAAGUCAGCGAACAAAUCGAAGACGAACUCGAAGCUGAGCCGCCGCGGUGUCGGCAGCGACACAAACAACGCAGCCGCGCAGCACUCGAAUGCGGGGAAUGCGGAUGAUGAUGAUAACGAUGCGGGAGAGUAUGAAGGGGAGGAGGAUGAGCACCCGCACCCGCACCACAGCAUCGCACACCACAACUUCCUCGAGUACUUCCCCGCCCACGGCUACGCGGUGUUGUGCCUGCAGGCCGUGCCCCUGCCAGAGGAGGAGAGCGCCGAGAGCGAUGCGACGCCGCGGGAGGAUCUCAUCGCGCACGAGACGCAGGUGCCGAGCACGCCGGUCAUUGCGCUGGCCUUCGAGUCGACCCUCUUCACCUUCAGUGUUUGCCGCUUCGGCGGCGAGGGCGACGUCCGUCUCAUCGUGGCCAACCGCGUUGGCUCUCCGUCGGCGCACGGGGCCCGGGGUGGCAUGCCGGCCCGCGUGACGUCCAUCAACACUCUGUCCAGCACGUUGACGCUAACCGAAAACGACCGCAGCCAACGUGACGCGGCGCAGCGAACUGGUGAAGACGUGAUGAACGAUUCGAGCACGGCGGCGUUCUUCAAGAGCACUGUCGGCCCCGUCGACCAAAGCUCCGACGUGCACGACGGCAACGCGCACUCGACGACACCCUUCUCCCCCGCCGCCGUCGCACGGGAGGAACGGCGCACCCGCUCGCCUCCGCAUCCGUUGUCGUACUCGCGGCUCGCCUUGGCCGGUCCCACGCAGGCCCACCCCUCCUCCCCUUCGCACAACACCGGAACGCCGUCGGCGACGAGCAUGAAAAACUGGAACGCGGCCACCGCCAUCUCCGUUGUGUGCAGCUCCCUCAUCUCAGCCAUCAUCUCCUAUCUUCAGCAGUCCACCCGCUCGCUGUUGAUGGAGGCGAAUCAAUUGGAUGAACUUGUACUGCAGAUUCUGCCGUCGCGGGUCGAUCAGGACGACGUGCUCGUGCGCACCAAGCGCAUCCGCAACUUGAUCGCUGCGUUUCACAUUGACGCGCUGCAGAAGGAGCGGGUGCUGAAGCAACUGCUGCUGCCGGCAGUGCGGCAGACCCCGUUGGCGCAGUCCUUGCAGGCGAUCGAGCGCUACCAGCGUUCACUGUCAUCUGUGCGGAGCACCGUCAUCAAGCUUCGUAAAGGUCGCGAUAUCGUGAACCUGUCCAACAUGACCCUCAUCAGCGGCGUCUCGGCACGCCUACUUUCGCACUGCAACUUCAUGGAUUAUUUGAACCACGUGCAGACACAGAUUGCUGUUGUGGUGAUGCCCGUCGCCGUCAUUCCCGGCAUUUUCGCCUCGAACGUGAAGGUGCCAUGGUCCGACUCGGACAGUAUGACGCCGUUUUACUGCCUCACUGUCCUCUCCUUUGGGGUCAUGGCCAUCGGCGUAGCCUACCCUCUCUACACUUUUUUCAUGUACCGGAUGCCGAAAGCGCUUGCUCCUCUGGAGUAG
This is a messenger RNA of Leptomonas pyrrhocoris, 3258 nucleotides long. RefSeq lists its product as hypothetical. The transcript has a single exon. NCBI's taxonomy places the organism in Eukaryota, Euglenozoa, Kinetoplastea, Trypanosomatida, Trypanosomatidae. The record is from RefSeq and is a predicted model, not a curated record. Bases 1066 to 3258 code for a protein of 730 amino acids.